AGAGAGCGAGGGUGUCGAGUAGAAUUUGUUUGGUCUCUGGAUUGGAAGAGGAGAUUUAUGAAGUGGAAGGCCGAAGCUGAUUGCGUACUGGGGAUAACGUUCGGUACGGGAAGGAGGAAAAUAGGAGUUGGAUUUGGUUUGCAGAGUAGAAGGGUUAUAAGGACAAUUGGCUCGAAUCUGAAGGAGGACCUCACCAGACGUUGUGUCUUCUAUUGUUUGCGUAGAUCAGAAGCUUGUGUGUUGGAUUGCAGUUUAGUUAAUCGAUAUAGACUCUCUGGAUUGGUAGAUCCAGAAGAGGGAAUGAAGCGCGCAAAUGUAAUCAAUUUGCUGUUGAAUAUGAUGCCGACGCCACAACAACCCGCUCCGUCUCCGCCCGACCACUGGUCGUUUCUGGAUCAAGUUGAUGCGCCGCAAUGGGUGGACCUGGCAAAGGAAGCAGCUUUGAUGGGUACUCUAGGAGACGACCCAUGGUUCUAUCGCAGUCACGCGCAUCACGAAACCUCCCUAGCGCGAGUGGGGACUACGGCCCUCGCAAUCCAAAGCACGUCAUUGAGGGAGAAAGUUCGCCCGCCGACGACGAAGAAAAAGAGCGCCGGAGUAAUGAAGGCAAAACCUUCCGUGAAAGCAUGUCUGGGCGGGAUGAAGCGUAUCUCAAUUGCAGGAUUGAAGGAGGACCGAUUGUCCAGCCGUCCGAGGUUGGGGGCCACUCAGGCAUGGCCUAGGACUCCCGGAAAACGCGUCCACGUAAAGGGCACUGCCCCACGAGGUCGAGUUGCUGUACCUGGAUCCGAUGGCAGGUUGGCCGUGUACGAACCAGCCACCACUCCUCGGAAGAAAAUGCUUCAAGGAAAACUCGCGGAUCCAUCUGUUAAUGGCCUCAGACCGCCCCCAGCCUUCGCAAGGACGGGUCGGGCUAGUCGCGGCAGCAGUGAUCCAUCCGUGGGUGGCAACGGGCGUUCGAGCCGAGGGAGCGAUCCUUCGGUGAGUGGAACAGAUCGCGUGAGCGGAGGGAGUGAUCCGUCGCUGAGUGACCAGUCUUUGAGCAUCUAUGACUCGCCAAAACCGACACUUGAAUCUCUGAAUGGAACCUAUCGUAAUGCCAGUGUAAUGUCCUCGAGUGAUAUGACCUGCUCAUCGACGGAGCCGUCACCGACGCCAUCCAACUCAUCGGCAGAAGGAGGAGCUCCAGUGAGAGGCGCUUCACUACCUUUUGGGACAAAGAGUCAACUUUCCAGGAAUUUAAACUCUGAGAGUUUCUGUACAAGUAUACAACCACAAGAGGCGGCAACCAAAGAGUGUGACGCGACUUGCGCGUCAGCUAACCGUGCUGCUGCGCUUGACGUAAAAGAGCCACUGCAAGAUUUGACCGAAAGGUUAGAGCUUGAGGUGAAGAGGCCCAAGUCUGUGAAAGUGUUAGACCGCGAUUUGCCGAACGGAGACGCACAACAGAACGGGAAAUCUUAUCCGGACUUAACACAACAGUCAUCGACUCCGACAUCGACCCCAUCCUCGACUCCGAGGCUCAAGAGAAAGAGCCUGGGACCUCCUCUGCGGGUGAAGCACGAUGGGUCGGGGCCUCCGAGCUCUAAGAAGAACGGCUACAGCAAUUCGGUCCUCAACCAGGAGGUAGUUUUGUCAGAUAAGCUAUACGGGUCGCAAGCAACCCACCCUAUCCUCGAAAAGCUUCGCAGGAGUUGGGGAUCUGCACUACGCGUGAAGCAGCGGAAGGAGGCAGAGGCCAACGGCGGGAGCCAGAAGAGUGAGAGGAGUGAUAGCACGUGUCAGAAUUCUAGUGCAGCCUCGGGGGAUCUAGAAAGUACUGGAGCCUCUGGAGCUCGCCCUGAUACUGUGACCUUCGAAGAAGAGGCGACUGUUAUCGGGGCCUCCCCUGUGGAGGACUCGGAAAGCAGGAACUUGGCUGUUCAAAGUGACGAUAACACCAAGGAGCAAUCCAGAGUCGAGAUUGUUGUUGAUUCUGCGAGAGAGGAGACCCAAUGUUCAGGAGGGCAGGUUUUGGUAGACGAGAUUUCCCCUCGAUCUGAAGCCAGUUCCACGGUUCAGGUCGCGAAGACCUCAAAAGCAUCCGCUGUAGCUCCUUCGACCGGCGGGAAGCUCAGCAAAUCCAAGUCACUGGGAUGUAUGGAAACAAGGGACAGAGCGUCUUCAACGCCUGCUAAGAGUGGUCUAGCUCAACAACAAAAAUCUAAAUCCGAUGCGCUUUCUAAAGCCAAGAAGCCAUCCGUAAAUAAAGAUACGCUCGGUCGAACUUCGUUGCCUAAGAAAGGCAAUAAGGAAAACCUGAGCUUAGAGCUGUCAGAGAAAUCUCUUACAACCUCGCUGGACACCGAUCGGAAGAAGAAAGUGCCAAAUCCUCUCCUCAGGACAAGCACACCAACUUCGACCAGACCGCAGGCUUCGGGGAAUUCGACUGUCUCACAACCUUUGAAUUUCACCAGAACCAGCCCUCAAGCUCGGACCACGUCGGCUGCUCACGGGAAUAAAACAGGCGUUGGCAGCCGAAGCCGGAGUUUACCAUCAUCAGUGCGCGAUACUGAAACAACUUCUGGGAAGAACUCGGAAGCAUUAGAUAGGAAAGUAAGUAACUUAGCAGUUCAUCGAGGGAGCACUUCCUCAGUGCCCACAAUCACCAAACAAAAGUCUGAUAAGUAUGCACAGGCGCCAGGCAAAGAAGUGCCCAGUAAAGAAAAAGAUUGCAACACUGCAGCUGUUCUCCCCAGAGCAGGGAAAAGCUCGUCAGUAUCAUCCGCUCCGGACGAACCAAGCGGCUACUCCACCGAGAAUGAUCGUAAAAGUCGGCUAGUACCUAAGUAUGAACCGAGACUACAUCCUGUGAAGGUCAUCCGAGAGUGGGAGAGCAAAUCCGGGAAACGAUAUUACGAUCUACAACCGGGAGAACGACAAAAAGUCAAUCAGGAAAUUACGGCCUCGAAGGAAAUGGCAGUCUCAAAAAGAGGCUCGGCUUGAAAAUAGUAGCAUUCUGUGAUUAGGCAAUUAACUUACAACUGUAAAUUACUUAGGACCAAUUCAUUUUUCUCCCUCAAUAAAAAGGGUUGCGCUCUCAAACGCGCGAAGAGAUCGAUAGAUGUCUACAAGGACAUCCAAAGGAUUUGCUAGAGGCAAACUAAUAAACGUAUUGCAAGUGGAUCAUACUUGACAAUUAGAGGAAUGUCUCUACAUGUUUUACAUUUCGUAUUGUAAUUAUCAGCGUUUUGUUGAGCGAUUUUGCAGAGCAACGAAAGCUCGAAGCGAAUUUACUACUUUACUACGUUAUC
Marchantia polymorpha subsp. ruderalis is the source of this 3293-nucleotide messenger RNA. The record is from the annotation of a GenBank genome assembly. Lineage: Eukaryota; Viridiplantae; Streptophyta; Marchantiopsida; Marchantiales; Marchantiaceae.